Harpegnathos saltator (Jerdon's jumping ant) is the source of this 1422-nucleotide messenger RNA. RefSeq names its product tRNA-histidine guanylyltransferase (gene THG). The record is from RefSeq and is a predicted model, not a curated record. Gene Ontology annotation, biological process: tRNA modification. Gene Ontology annotation, molecular function: magnesium ion binding; tRNA guanylyltransferase activity. Lineage: Eukaryota; Metazoa; Arthropoda; Insecta; Hymenoptera; Formicidae. The transcript has 4 exons. Bases 233 to 1300 code for a protein of 355 amino acids.
UGGUAGUCAAUUUCGAAUACAUUCGAAGCCGGCGUGGCGCUGCGCAACAAUUCGCAAUACAACAGCCGGGAUUUCAAAUGUUGCGUGCGGUCGAAAGACAGCCGUCCAUUCAGCACGCAGUCAUUAGUCGUCGUUCCCGUUGAAGAAAGUUAUGGAAUACUGUGGAUUUCUCUCUGCGCGCAGUGGCUCCGACGACAUUGUUGCGACAAUGCGACUCUGACAGCGUGUACGAAUGAAGGGCAGCGUCUUUCUGCGAAUAAUCAGUCGGGCCAAACAAGUGGUUUCGCGCCGAUACGUAAACGUGACUACCAUGGCGAAAAGUAAGUUUGAAUAUGUGAAGGAAUUUGAACGGGACGACCAUUGUUUGCCGAACUGCUGGAUUGUGGUUAGAAUAGACGGCAGGAAUUUCUCCAAGUUUUGUGAGACGCAUCAAUUCGUCAAGCCAAACGAUGUAGCCGCUCUGGAGCUGAUGAAUCGCGCCGCGAUCACUGUCAUGGAAGACUUUAAAGAAAUUAUAUUGGGAUUUGGCCAAAGUGAUGAGUAUUCGUUCGUUUUCCGGAAGGACACUGAGCUCUAUAAACGCCGAGCAUCAAAACUGAUGUCAAAUGUAAAUUCUUUAUUCACUUCAGCAUAUGUAUAUCAUUGGCCACGCUUUUUAAGAGGGAAAGAAUUGUAUUAUCCACCUUCAUUUGAUGCUCGUGUUGUAUUGUAUCCAACAGACAAAAAUUUAAGAGAUUACCUAGCUUGGCGACAAGCUGAUGUACACGUUAAUAACUUGUACAAUACUUGUUUUUGGAAUCUCAUAUUAAAAGGAAAAUUAACUCCUAGUCAGGCAGAAGAAAAACUGAGGGGUACUCUUUCGUCGCACAAAAAUGAGUUACUUUUUCAAGAGUUUGGUAUAAAUUAUAACAAUGAACCACCAUUGUUUCGGAAGGGCACAAUGCUUAUUCGGAAAUUAGUGCCUGAUGUUACAGGAAGAUUAAAACCUGCUGUGGUCCCUUUGGUAGAUGAUAUUAUCAAUGAUCGUUUUUGGAAGGAAAAUCCCGAAGUAAUUGGUUUGAAGAGUUUAGCAACUUACCAAGUACCUAACUUGGCAAAUAGUAUUAAAAAUACAAUGCCUGUACCCACGCCCCCAUCGCCCACUGUAAACAUAAAACAUGUAAACAAUGUUCCACCACCACCACCACCUACACAAACGAUUAACGCAAAUUCGAUGAACGAGGAAGUACAUUCUAAAAGAAACCGAGAGACGGACGGAGAUAGAAUGCAGUGUGACGGAGAACGCAUUUGUAGGAGAUAAGUGUAUGUGUGCUUUUUUUCUUUUAUACGAAUUCUAAUUAAAUUGAAAUAAGAAACUGUAUUUAUAUCUAUAUUAUGUUAUAGGUAUAAAAGUACUAUGAAUAUAUACAAGAAAUUUUAAAU